Molecule: messenger RNA, 1125 nt
Organism: Oppia nitens
Lineage: Eukaryota; Metazoa; Arthropoda; Arachnida; Sarcoptiformes; Oppiidae
Product: piggyBac transposable element-derived protein 4-like
Exons: 3
Coding region: 1-1125 (374 amino acids)
Source: RefSeq, a predicted model, not a curated record
AUGAGUCGAGAUCGAUAUUUUGCUAUUAAACGAGGUCUCCAUUUUUGUGACGAAGAAACUGGUGACAAAUCCGAUGAAAUUUACAAAGUUCGAAUGCUUUUAACGCAUAUAACACAAGUUAGUCAACAUUUGUAUGUACCAAAAAAGGAGUUAUCCGUUGACGAAUCGUUGGUAGCAUUUAAAGGCCAAUCCGGAUACAUGUUAAACCUAUUGUGUCAUUGUGGUGAUGAGUCUACUUCGUCAACAAAAGAUAUUGUUUUGAAGUUACUUGAAUGUAUGGGUGAAAUGUCUGGUCAUGAUAUAUAUACAGACAAUUAUUACACAAGUAUUGAAUUGGCCGAAGAAUUGAUUUACCGCGGGAUGAGUUUAACGGGAACAUUAAGAAAAAACCGAAGAGGAUUACCACUUAAUUUUAAAAAAUUUGCCCUUAAAUUGUCACGCAAACAACCUGGACCUUUCUACAUGAGAAAGGAUAAGAUUUGUUGUAUGGCAUGGUAUGACAACAAGCAAGUUCUGGCUUUGUCUACACAUUUAACCAAAGGGGAAGUCAAUAUACAGCGUCGAUCAAGAAAAAGUGAUACUGGUUUUGUAACAAUAAAUUCACCAAAUAUUAUCGAGAGUUACAAAAAAUUUAUGGGUGGCAUUGACAGAUAUGAUCAACGAUUGAGUUAUCAUUCAUAUCCUCACAGAGUAUUGUAUUGGCCACAAGUCAUCUGGCAUUUGGUUGUCAGCGUUAGCCUCAAUAACUCUUUUAUUGUAUAUAAAGACAAGACAUCAAAACCAAUAAGUUCAAGUGAUUUCAAGUAUCUAACGGCCCGACGGUUAUUGCAAGUAAGCGAGAAAUCGAUUUCAUUACAUGCAUGUUGUUCUUCGGCGUUAACAAAAAUUGACACAAAACCUCUUAAACGUGAUUGCGUCAUGUGUCAAAAGUUAGACAACUUUGUUGGUAUUCAUACGGACGAGACAUCCAAUGCCAUCAAUUGGAUUCGUGACAAUCAAUUGUACGGAUUGUCAGCACUCGAAUUAACCACUUUGGCCAACAGUACAGACAAAAACUAUUACGGAGAAGAAUGGGUUUCCAGAUAUACGGCUCAAUUGAUUCUAAAAACAACAGUUUGUUUCUGA